Molecule: messenger RNA, 777 nt
Organism: Carya illinoinensis
Lineage: Eukaryota; Viridiplantae; Streptophyta; Magnoliopsida; Fagales; Juglandaceae
Exons: 1
Coding region: 1-777 (258 amino acids)
Source: RefSeq, a predicted model, not a curated record
AUGGGCAUUUUUCUCCUUCCUCAGUCAAUCAUUGAAAGACUCAAUAUACUACUUAAGAAAUUCUGGUGGGGGUACAAUGAAGAUCACACAAAGAUUCAGUGGGUGAAGUGGAGCCUCAUGGGGAAAGCAAAGGAUCAAAGGGGGCUGGGUUUUAGGGAUCUCAACAGCUUUAAUAUUGUAAUGCUAGCAAAGCAAAGCUGGCGUAUUUUAAAAUUCCCAGAUUCCCUACUAGCCCAAGUUUUCAAGAGUAAAUACUUUCCUCAUUCAGAUUUAAUGGAAGCAAGACUGGGAAACAGGCCCUCCUUUGCUUGGAGAAGCAUUAUGAAAGGCAACCAACUAUUUAAAGAGGGCCUAAUAUGGAGGAUUGGGAAUGGGAAAAGUACCAAAAUUUGGGCCGACCAUUGGAUUCCAUCAUCUCCACUACACAAGGUUGACACUAGAGGAGAGGAAAAGAAUCUGAAGUGGGUGUCCGAGCUUAUUGAUCCUGAACUAAAACAGUGGAAGGAAUCCAUCCUUAGGUCCCAUUUUAAUCUAGAGGAAAUUGAGAAGAUAAAAGCCAUUCCCAUCAGCCUAGGAGGCAGGGAAGAUCAGCAGGUAUGGGCAGCCUCACCGAAUGGUUUAUUCAGUGUAAAGAGUGCUUACCUCCUACAUAAGGAGGUGAUCAACCAGAAGGAAGGCGAAUCCUUAAGUAGCAAGGAAUACUCGAAUGAAUGGAAAGUUGUAUGGCAUCUGAAAACUUCAACCCCAAUUAAAUUGUUCACCUGGAAAGCUUGCUAA